GGGCCAGGUCCCAAUGCACUGAGCACACCAGUGACAAGUGGUGUGGCCAGCUGUGGGGUCCCCCAGGGGGCUGGGAGAUGGCUGCAGGGAGCCUUGGCUGCAGGUCUGACUUCUCAGCUCUUCCCUGUCGUCUCCUGUUGGGCAGAAACGGGAGAAAACCAACAAAAGCCGAAUGUACCCCAAAAUGGCAGCCGGACUGCCUGUGUGCAGCCUGUGCCGCUCCUCGGUGGCUCGAAGGGAAACGUAACGCUCUUCGGCAACCGCUGGCACCAGUAACCCCCAGGUGUUUAUAUGUACAAACGCAGGCUCAACUGCGAUUUUGGCUGCUGACGGAAGGCGCAGUGACCAAAAAAGACGAGACAAAAGAAGUGAACAUAAUUUGAGCAGUUUCAAUGAUGGAAGAUCGCCAUGAGAAGAACAUCAGAGUUGCAUAUGCAAAGUCAAGAAGUUCUAAUUCUAAAAUUGCCCAUGCAGCCUUAAUUUUAUCUUCAGACUACUGUUUACUUUGAGAAACAAUAAAUGGCCUUAUAAAUAAAGAUUUUUCUAAGAGUAUUACGUUAUAUCUUUUCCCCUGUGGAUGCAUAUCCUAUAGCAGUGUCCUAUCUUGUGCCUGACAAAUCCAUGCCAGAUACGUAUGGAAGAUGCAGCAGGCACUCAUGCAUAAUUAAGUGGAUGGAUUCCGAUCGCCAUUUACUGUAGAUCACUUUAUGUUCUUCUCUGAAGUAUUUAGCUAUAGUUUACUCCCUUUUUAAGGAAGAGGCCCACUAUGGUAUUGAAGCAGAACUCUGAUGGUGUUGCUUAGCUGCUUGCAUAGCUGAUGUAAAAUGCCUUGAUAGACCUGUGGUAUGAUCCAUUUAACCAUCUACAAUAUGAACUAAUUCCAUCAAUAGCCCCACUGAAAUUGAUUAGACAGAGUACUAGUUGAGCAAACUAAAGAUAGCAAAAUCUUUUUCCAUAGUUCUGUUUAGCCAGGAAAACCUAUGCUGAAAGUUGGAGAGAAGUUAGGUGACAGUACAGAAUUUACACUGCUGAUGAAUGAUUUACAUCACGCUGUUCCUGUAUUUCCUCUUCUUCAUGAUGGAUUUCAUUUUAUCAUGUUUCAAUCAGUUUUCAUAAACUUCUUUUUGAUUUUGUUUUUAUGGUCACCUUUUGGUUCAUGUUAGGUUCAUGCUCUUCUGGAAUUUCAGUGUCUUGACAACGGAGGGCUAUUUAAAAACACAGAAACUUCUCGUGGCUAUAUUACUAACUUAAAAGCUUGUUCCCAAGAUAAUGUGUGCUCUUUCUUUUCUUCUUCUAUGUUUUUCCUUUUUCUUACCUUUAGUUGCUAAUAAUAAUGGAACUUUAUCCGAUCUUGUAUUAUUUAAAAAUCUGGUUUUAGAGGUAAAGAUUUCAGAAAUGCUUUUGUCACUUGAGUGCUUUAGUCCAACUAUUUUUUUUCCCUAAUAGUAUAUAGACCUCUCUGGAGCCAGACUUUCAAAGGUAAUAGAAUAUCUAAAAAUGCAGUCAUCAACUAGGAUUUUCCAGAGCUUGAAUGUAGCAAGGUAUUUAUCUCCUGCUAAUUUUAGCAGAUUGAAAAUCCCAGAAGUUAUCCUAGAUAAAUGCUAUCUGCUUCUCCAGGUUCCUAAAUGCCCUUGAAGUCAAAUUCUGUUCUCAAAAGUGACUCAGGGUCAAAGUUCCUAGGUGGCAUUUCAUCCACCUUUCCCGUAAUUUUACAGAAGCCUCUUAAUUUUAAAAUGUAGAUGUGGCUCACUAUUUGCUUAAACAAACAAACAAAGCCCACAGCGUAAACAUGGUUGCUACCAAUGCAGUCUUAGCUGGAAGUGAUCUGUGGAGACCCAAGAUAAUGCUUCUCUCUACCCCAGUGUAACAGUGAACAGGAUUUGUUAUGAUAAGAAGCUAAUAAGACAUUAACAGAAGUAGCUGUGCCUUGAUUUAUAGUAUCGCUGCUCCACAUUAUUCUGGGAAUGUUCAUCCCGGGCUUUAGAUAUGAUUUAUAAACUUUAAUUAAAUAAGCCUGAGAGAACCCCUUGUUGGAAAUGUAGGGCUAGUUCUAAGAACUUGAAUUAACUGAGAAAUAAUUGAAUAAAGGUUAAUAUGGGAUAAGCUCUCUAUUCUUGCAGAAGAAGAUACAGCUUUAAAUGUUGCAUAGGUUGUAGUUAGUAAAGGAAAUGCAGAGGAAUAGCUCAAGGUCAUUCAACAAGACCAUGGAAGAGCUGGGAAGAGAACUGUUGGGGGAUGGCUGGGUACAGCAAGGUGUUCUCGAGUCACUUAGUACUCCUCUGCUUUUGGUUGAGUUACAUGAGAAAAGUUAACUUUAGAAUACUUUUCCUCAGGAAGGUCUUUGUGAGUAUUUGGGGGGUGUAUUCUGUGUGUAGAUGUUUUCUAUAUCUGUCUAUGUAAAACAAAUCUUCUUUGAAAUAUUUGUGUUCUUUUUCUUUUUAAGUCAUCAAGUAGUGGUAAUAAAUCGCAGUAUUUGUUUAGGCCUUAGAGCGUAAGCUUCUCCUUAGGCUGUCAGAAAAGGACGUGGCUGACGGUUGUAUCCCUCUGUUAGCAGUUGUAUCCCUCUGAUACUGCAGCUUUAUGUGCUGUGCGUGUUGGAGGUCGCAUCUUCUAGCAGUCACGGAGUAGUUGGGUGGGCAUGCUGGGGCAGGGUUUGGCUCUGGGUCAGGUACUGUGAGCUCUUAGGAAUCUUCACACCUCCAGGAAUGUGCCACAGGGUACUAAAAGCUAUACUUCAGGCUUCGGUCCUCUUUUUGUAUUCAUAAUUUCUUAAUCUUUCUCUGGUUAUCUGGGAUGCUGCUGUUCCUGUGAGUGAUACAAGUUGCCUUUAUACCUGCUUGGCAUUGUGAAAAGGCAUAAAGGAGAGGCAGAGAAGUUGCAGAAGGUAUCCCCUGGGUUGUCGCUGUUCCUGUUAGUAUGAUGUGUUUCAGCAGUUGUGUUUCUCUGGUCUAGAUCUGAAGAGGACUCCUCAUCCUUCAGACGUAGCAUGCCCACAGUCUUCCUGGCCAAUGAUUCUUUUACAGCAAGCAGGACUUCUUCCUCAUCCUGAGAAGCCUCCAUCUCUUCCUAUGUCAGUGGCUACAAGGCCCAGAGCCACGUCACCGCUGUCCCCACCCAAACCUCUUGGACUGGGGCCUUCCCUUCACCACACACAAGACGAAGAGCUUGCAAAGGUGGUGGAGCAGGACCCUAUGCUGGAGGAACUAUGUAAGCCUCUGUGCUGUAAGCUUUGCAAUGUCACCCUGAAUUCAGCACAACAAGCCCAGGCUCAUUACCAGGGUAAAAACCAUAGUAAGAAACUCCGAAAUUACUAUGCUGCCAAUAGCUGUCCGGCACCUGCCAGGAUGAGUAAUGCAGUUGAGACUGCCCCGCCUCAGGUUGUCUCCCUUCCAGCUCAGAUGGGAUCCAGUAAACCAGGUGGCCGAGUGAUCUUGGCCACAGAGAAUGAUUACUGCAAGCUUUGUGAUGCCUCGUUUAGUUCUCCGGCUGUGGCACAGGCUCACUACCAAGGGAAAAAUCAUGCCAAACGGCUACGUCUUGCAGAAGCACAGAAUAAUUCAUUCUCGGAUGCAUCGGAACUAGGCAAACGGAGGACAAGGAAAGAAGGGAAUGAAUAUAAGAUGAUGCAGAACAGAAGAAAUAUGUAUACAGUUCAAAACAACACAGGUCCCUACUUCAAUCCCCGCUCACGGCAGAGGAUUCCUCGGGAUUUGGCCAUGUGUGUCACCCCCAGCGGCCAGUUCUACUGCUCCAUGUGCAACGCCGGGGCCAGCGAGGAGAUGGAGUUCAGGCAGCACUUAGAAAGCAAACAGCAUAAAAGCAAGGUGUCCGAACAGCGGUACAGAAAUGAAAUGGAGAACCUAGGCUAUGUACAAUGACGCGCCGCCCUCGGUAGUAGUUUGCAAAUAGAGCAGCUUGUCUCUCGCCUGCUGUUUGCCACAUGCCCUGCUUUGUGCUCCAUUUGAUAGGAGCAUGCUCUCGAGCUAUACAUGUAACACCUGCAAACUUAAUGGUAUGGUUAGAUUUUUUUUCUGUCAUAGUUGGCAGGAUGACGCUGUGCAGGACAUGAAGUGUUUUUGAUGUUUGUUUGCUAGUUAUCUAAGGCUCUUCGUUGUGUUGAGUGGCUGGGGGGACUUUGUCUUCUCCCCGGCCUUCUGCAUGAACAUGCAAAGACCAAGAAGUGCUGGGAACUUCUGUGGUUCCACCACGCAGGUGAGCCAUGUGCAAAGCCUGCUCCCCUCUUUGUGUGCCACAGAGCAGUGCUACCGAAUGUCUCCCUACAGCAGAGUGAAUCUCUGGGCAGCUUGUAAAAGAGGGGUAGGAAUGGGGCCUGUGAAUGUCCGAGUUAGGGGUGUACUUGUCCACAAAUUGCUGCUUGUGGCCCUCAUUACAGCCUGCAGUAAGUUCUUUCCACAUGCCUGUAAAAAGGCUACGCACACCUCACCAUCUUGGAGGGUCUUGCCUCUUACCCAUUUCUCUGUGAUGCAGAUUUCAUUCUGAAGAUCUGACAGUAGAUGCCAGCUGGUAAGCCACAUCCAGAAAUGUUCUUCUACCAAACAGUUAACAAUGAAAAUGGAUUUUUGGCAUUGUUGGCUGGGUACCUUAAUGCACCGUGGGUGUAGCUCAUCUCCCUGAAGAGAGCCUGUGGGGGUUUCAGUGACUUAAUGCAGUGAAUCGAAAAGCAAACCUGCUCAGGUGAGAUGUGCUGUGCUCUGAUCCCACGUUAGCCAGGGUAGGGUUAGGGGUAGGUUGCAAGGAGCUGUCGGCUGUAAUUUCUUUGCAUAGUGAUGUAGAAGAGAGUGAGUGUUAGUGUUUGGUGCACAGCUCUAUUCCUUGGGAGAACAGGGCUGCCAGGACCCUGGGAAGCAGAUGUCAGUGUGUCCCACUUCCAUGCCAUUCCCUCGACAAAGCCCACUGGGUGUUAAAGAAGAGAGGUAAAAUGUUCCUUUGAACUGGGGCUACCAAUAUUGGAUAAACUUUUUCCCCGCUUUCUGUUCCCAUCUCAAACUGGGUUUUGAUUCCAUUCCUUGAUGUGAACUUCACUGUUUUAGGGACCAUAAAAAUCCAAAGUUAGGUAGGAUGUAAAUGUCAGGGGUAAUGAUUGUUGGAAUAAGAGCUUUUUGGCCAUGCAGAAGUAUUCAUGAAACUUGUUAAUCAACUUUGUAAAUGUCAACAAAGGGUGUGUGUCUGUUUUGGUGUUCCUCAGUGGAAGUGGAAAGGGGAUAAAGAACAGAAGUAGGGCUGACAUUUUUCUACUCAUUUAGGUAGAUGUGAAGCUGUGACUGGAAUCCAGUUCACAGUUUUUCUAUAGCAUUGGCUCCAGUGGCAAGUGCAGCGUGUAGCUAACCUCUCCUGGACCUGAUUCCCACUGUGCUGCUAUAGCUGUACGCUGGUAUAGCUUCAUCGACUUCAGUGGCAGGUGCAGGGAGGGAGUAGAGGAAGCAUCAUGCCUUGACUCUCGCUCCUCUUUAGGCGGAUUGAAUUAGAUGCAGCUCCAUUGGUUUCAGUAGCAUUUUACCAGGGAUAAAUUGUACCUAGUGCAUGAUGUUGAAGGUAACCCUGCCCAUUCUUCCCCUUCUCCACCCCCAACCUGUUUUUGCCAUUCUGAUCCUGCUUCUUGCAUUCCAGAAGGAUUUUCUGCUUGCCUUAAAAAAAGAAAAAUGACUCAACAAACAAAAAAUCCAGAUAGUUUUUAAUAAUCUUUCUAGUCCACUUCAAAAAGGCUUGUCUCACUUGGCUGCUCAAAAGAGAAGGCUGCUCCCCGGAAACUGUGUAUUGUUCUCUCUACCUACCUGAGCGUGAGCUAUCCAUGCAACCUUAACCCAGCCUUCCUAAAUCCAGGUAGGGUGAGCUCUCGCAAAAAGAAAAAAAAAGCAACCCUCUGCAUCGUUCCAGGCUGAUUCUUGCUACAUGAAUACGGGCAGGGCAAUGGACACCAUUUUGAAUGGGAUUCCCUCUCCUCCAUUGUGCAAAGCCCAAUUUUGUGGGCUUUGUGCACUGGAGCACAUUAGAAGGUAGGAAGGAGAACAGGUGUCCAGGUUGAAAAGCACUCACAGGGCAGUUUUCACAGCCUCUAAGUCUGUUUCUACAGUGCUGUCCUGCCCCUGGCUCACCUUCUUUGCAACCUUGAAGACCAUUCCCCUUGCAAAAGUCUCCCGUCAGCCUUUACCCCCCAUCCUUUGCAGUCAAAGGGCUGUUUUUCUCUUUGUGUUCUGUCUUUUUUUUCCUAGUCUGACACCACUGCGAAGGAACAGAAGGAGCUGGGUGAGCCAUACCACAAGUGUGUUUGACCAGCAUGGUCCCUGCAUUGUGGUUAAACGUCCCUCUUGCUGUAAAUUAAAGCAUGGUAUUUUCCCACAUUCAGGAGGCAGCGCGUGGGGUGCGGAUGGCUGAGCUUGCGGGCUGCUCCCCUGCAAGUGAGUCUGGUUUUGAGGAAUGGCUCGAGUCUCCCCUGAACAGAGACACCUAGCUGGUUUGGUUUUUCACAGGAAAGCAAGCAGUGAGUGUCGUCAUCCUGAGAAUUUCAAAGCGGCGGGUUGUGUAGCAGGCGCAAAGCAGGUAGUGGGAUCCCAGCGGCAGGAGAAGGACGGGUUUGCUAAGCGGGAGGAAAGCAGCUGAGGAUUAAUUGCUUUGCCCCAGCCCUCUGUUGUGGCCCUUCUCUGCGAGUGACCAAAGCUUGCCUCUCCCUUUCCAGCACUGCUUAAUGGUUUGUGUUCUUCCCACUCUCCCUCCAGCACAGAAAAUUGUUGACUACAAAGAGAAAACACCUCACCUCUCUAAUAUCUGUAGGGUUCGGGCCAAUCCAAACUCAUACUUUUCAGCAUGAGAAGCAGGGUGGAUCCUGAUUUUAUUUUUUCGUGAGAGCUGUUCUCCAAAUCAGCAGUCAGAAGGCAUAUUGAAAACAUGUCCUGGCAAAAUCCUAUUAGUCAUAGGUGGGACGGGGAGAAUAGCAUACAGCUGUAGUACCGUUUUCCAGACUCAGUCAAUCUUUUUCUCAAGUUAGUCAAAGUACCAAACUCAAGAAAUAGGACUUCUGUGAAACUGUCACGUUGGCCAGUAGGUUAAUGACCUUUGCUGCUAGAAACAAAAUAUAAAUCAAUGUGUUCAUAUUUAUUUUACUGCGCUGACCACUAAUUGACUUGUUGAUAUUUAAGGCAUUAUUAUGUAGGUUGUUUUUGUUUGAAUAGAAAACUCUACAUCGCACUUUGCUUUUGGAUCAGAAAUGAUAUUUAUUGUAUUUGUGAAAAUGUUUUCCCUCCCAUGUUAUGUAUUUUUUUUCUUUCCCUUGAUGCAAAAACCUUGCCCCCCUAAAAAAAAAACCACAAACAAAAACCAACACAACCUACAGAUUUUCUUUGUUCCUUUUCAUGCCAAACAAAUUUGGAAUUUCCAUGCAGCUCUUUCUUAAAUGUCCAUUUGAAGGGUUUUUUUUUCUUUGUUUUUUUUCCCCCUCCAGUGGUUCCUUUGGUAACUUGGGAUGAUAUUUUUAGAGACACGUGAAGUUUGUACUACAUUUAAGCAUUUCUUUUAAGGCAAGGAAGUAAACUGUGGAAUCCAUGUAUUUGUGAGAAGUAUGAAAAUGAUACUAUUUUGUUUGUAUUAAGCAAGCUGCAUUAGCUGUCAUUUCGCAUUCUGCACUAAUGGGAAAACGUGUUAGAAUCUUGCCUAACGUUGCUCUAUUUUUGACUUUUUGCUUUUUUUGGUAUACAUCAAAAAGAACCCUGAAGACUUCUGUGGAGUUGCUUACAAUGGUCAUCAGUGUAACAAAACACAUUUUUUUCUAUAAGGCUUCUUGUCUUUUUUCCUUUUCUAGGUGCUCAUUAUAGGGCAUUCGAAGGGAAAGCAAUCGCCAUGGCACGGGUUCAUAUUUUGGCUUACUAAUGCAUGAAGUCCUUUUGCUACAUUACUUAAGUAAUGCUCUUGCUGUAACCAAUGGAAAUCUUGCCCAAGUCUGGAGUAAAUGAAAUACCCUAGCUAAAUAUAUUAUGUUGGCUAGGGCCAGGGAAAAUACAUUGCUAAAAACUGUGUCUUUUACUUCUGUGUUUGGGUUACAAAACUCUUAAGGUUAUGCUUUUUUUUUUUGAGGAAUGUGUAUCUUGUUCUGUAAGGAUUUGGUCCUGCUCCAUCUAAAAUAGUUUGAAGUACGUUGACUUUAGCCGACUAGGAGCAAGCCAUGAAACCCUUCAGGAAUUUCAUACUGCUGAUGUUUUCUCAUGUGCUUUUUUUUUUUUUUUUUUAAUUUUACAACCAUGCAUACAAGGAUGCUCUGGAUGAGAAGGACAUCUGUUGCCAAUUAUGGAAAACCAAAUGUCAGGGUUUCUAAAGGAUUAACAGACAAA
Molecule: messenger RNA, 8339 nt
Organism: Cygnus olor (mute swan)
Lineage: Eukaryota; Metazoa; Chordata; Aves; Anseriformes; Anatidae
Gene: ZMAT3
Product: zinc finger matrin-type 3
Exons: 6
Coding region: 3009-3878 (289 amino acids)
Molecular function (GO): nucleic acid binding; zinc ion binding
Source: RefSeq, a predicted model, not a curated record